CUUCAAAAAUGUCCGCUUGCCCGGCCUCUUCCGCAUGGGGCCUCACUGUCGUCAGACCGCCUCCCCACGGCCUCUGCCUGAGAGAGGAAGGCGCGUUGAAGGCAACUAGCAGGCAACAUGCUGAGCCGGCUGCAGGAGCUCCGCAAGGAGGAGGAGACUCUGCUGCGGGUGAAGGCGGCGUUGCAUGACCAGCUCAAUCGGCUCAAGGUUGAAGAGCUGGCCCUUCAAUCAAUUAUUAGCUCCAGAGAAGGGGAAGGGAUGACUCAUUCUUCACCUCUAACAGAGGAACCAGAAAAUAUCUUGGUGCAGGUAGAUAAUGAAACUUCCAUCAAUCAAACUGAAUUACAGCUAAGCACAAGAAACCAUGCUCAAGAAGAAGAGGAGGAGGAGGAGGAGGAAGAAGAAUCUGAUUCCUAAAGGAGAAAGGGAAAAAUCAGAAUUAUUUAUCUAAGUUAAUUUUAAGAUUAAUGAACUUUCUCUGUUCAAAGAAACCAUUCCAGUACAAUCAUUAUGGCCUGUUGGAGGAGGAAGAAGAAUCUGAUUCCUAAAGGAGAAAGGGAAAAAUCAGAAUUAUUUAUCUAAGUUAAUUUUAAGAUUAAUGAACUUUCUCUGUUCAAAGAAACCAUUCCAGUACAAUCAUUAUGGCCUGUUAACAGGGAAUGAAAAACUCUCAAAAAAUGCACUAUUAAAAUGACACCAUAGCCCAUUGAAGCUUCAGUGCUGAGUUAAAACAAAAAUUGACCAUAGAUAGGAAACUGGAGGAUCUAUGUUUUACCGUUUGGGGAAAAAAAAAGGUCAAGUUCAUAUAAGCUAGUCAAAUUAGAUACAUAUACAUACUAGAGGUAAAACUCCAUGUGACAUUCUAUUGAAAUACUCAUGUAUUUGCAACCAGAAAAGUUUAAUGUAAGCCAGCCUUUCAUAUUUUUCUAAUAUAUAUUGACAAGCAAAGACACACCAUUGAACAGAGCAAGGCCACGUUCUAAGUUCUAGAAUCUAGUAGAUGGAAAAGUGAAGAAGAGAUAUAAUGGGAUUCAGCUUCUCAUAUAGAGAGGGUAAGCUGUUUGAAUGGCACAUGAGAUGUUGCUUGGUGUGGUUGUGACUAUAUCUUAAUUUGAGUUUACCACAUUGUGGUAAAAUGUGGUCAGAGUCAAUUUUAGAUAAAAAAUGCUGUCUACAGGAUACCAAAGGAGAAGAGCUAAACCAUGUUCUUGUAGAAUACAUAUUAUAAUAAAAUUGAAUUGUUUUAAAAAUCAUUUUUAUAUUUAAGGAAAUGUGCCAUGUUUUUAAGAUGUCUCAAGAGAUACAUGAGUGGAUUUGUUUUUACAAUAAAAGGAAAAUGCUAAAGAAAUAG
Messenger RNA from Phascolarctos cinereus (koala), 1351 nucleotides. It is a transcript of the gene SNAPC5, whose product is annotated as small nuclear RNA activating complex polypeptide 5. NCBI's taxonomy places the organism in Eukaryota, Metazoa, Chordata, Mammalia, Diprotodontia, Phascolarctidae. The record is from RefSeq and is a predicted model, not a curated record. Gene Ontology annotation, biological process: transcription initiation at RNA polymerase III promoter; transcription by RNA polymerase II. Gene Ontology annotation, cellular component: nucleus.